AUGCCAAAGUUUGUGCAUGAGGGCGGAAACGGGGGCCUGUGUCUGUUUCAUUAUGUUUCUUUCCAGUUUUUCCUUCCUAUAAUUUAUUUCUUCAUCCAUUCUGUAAUUUCAUUUUUUUUUCAUUUUACACCUUUUUUUAAUUAUUUUCCUUUCUUCAUUUAUUCUUUUUUCCUUCCUUAUUUUUUUCUUUCAUCUAUUCCGUAUUUUUCAUUUUACAACUUCACUAGUUUUUUACAUUAUGUUUCGUUCCCGUUUUGCCUCCCUAAAUUUAUUCUUUUAUCCAUUUUGUAUUUUUUUCCAUUUGAUUACCUUUUUUUCAUUUUCCUUUCUAUUUUCCAACAUCAUUUAUUCCUUCAACCAAUCUGUAAUUUUCAUUUUUCCAUUUUAAUAUUUUUUUUUCGUCGUGUAUCGCUCCCGUUUUUCAUUCCUUUUUCCAUCUUUCGUCUAAUUCGUAUUUUCAUUAGUUUUUCCUUCCUCUUUAUUUUCAUUUCGGUGCCUUUCUCCAUUCGCUCAUUCAUUCUUUCAUCAUUUUUUACUCCUUCUUUCAUUCGAUUUACUUCAUUUAUAUUAUCGUCCACUUUUUCUUAUCAGCGACAUGUUAAUUAUUCCUUCUCUCUAAUAUAUUUCUUUCCUUCAAUAUUCUAUUCUGUCAGUUUUUCUUCUUUCCUUUUUUCAUUUUCUGACCGCUCUCCAACUCUUUCUUUUAGUCUUUCAUUCUUUCUUCUCAUUCUUCUUUUUUCAGGAAUUCCUAAUGUGUUUAUUUAUUCCUUACUUAAUUUAUUCAUUCAUCGAAUCGGUAUUUUCAUUAUUCAAUUUCACUACUUUUUUCUUUGUGAUUCCUCUCCGUUUUUCCUUCUUCCUUAUUCUCUCAUCCAUUCCAUAUUCUAA
Molecule: messenger RNA, 888 nt
Organism: Acanthosepion pharaonis
Lineage: Eukaryota; Metazoa; Mollusca; Cephalopoda; Sepiida; Sepiidae
Source: the annotation of a GenBank genome assembly